Messenger RNA from Cyphellophora europaea CBS 101466, 1713 nucleotides. RefSeq lists its product as uncharacterized. The transcript has a single exon. NCBI's taxonomy places the organism in Eukaryota, Fungi, Ascomycota, Eurotiomycetes, Chaetothyriales, Cyphellophoraceae. The record is from RefSeq and is a predicted model, not a curated record. Gene Ontology annotation, cellular component: dynactin complex. The coding region runs from base 1 to 1713 and encodes 570 amino acids.
AUGGCGCUUUCAUUUCCCUAUGCCUACAUAUCAUGUCCCUGUUCGGACACGUCUCGACGGAUUUUGAGUUCAAAACGCCAAUCGCGUGAGCUAGAGCCAGAUGAGGGCCUGGAGGAUGAGGAGAAGACAUUCGAUCCGAAGCAUCCUCGGGCAGCAUUCUCACUGUUCCCCCCUGAGCACCUCCUGUACUGCGAGGAAUGCCACGACAUCAAAUGCCCCCGAUGUGUUACGGAGGAGAUCAUCUGCUACUAUUGUCCGAGUUGUCUGUUUGAGACGCCAAGCUCGAUGGUCAAGUCUGAAGGCAAUCGAUGUGCAAGAAACUGCUUCAAUUGUCCUAUUUGUACCUCUCAACUGAUCACAGCUUCCCUGGGAGACUCGAAGGAGGGACCCUUCAUAUUGAAUUGCAACUACUGCAUGUGGACCACCCUAGAUGUUGGGAUAACUUUCGACAAACCGACCAAUUUGCGUCAGCAACUGGACAAGAUAGCCAAUGGCGGAAAACCGAAACAGCCAUCUAAAGCGCAGGAUUCGUCUGAGUCGACAAGAAAGUCUUCACUAGCUCAUGAGCCAUUUUCUCCGAGCGAAGCUACCGACACAGGGCCGGGGGAACAAAAGGAGCAGCCCGCACAAGAUUUGGACGCCACUGCUCGCUUCAAGGCUCUCCGAUCGUUCUACAAAGAUCAGCUGACAGCCAUCUCAAGCAGCGACAGUGGGCUUCCAGCAUCGGCAAUGGAUCUCGCAUACUCAUCGCCAUCCUCGCUAGCACGAAUCAUGAAUCUAUAUUCCAAUCUUGGGAACUCUUCACUAAAGAAGUCUCGGCCAAAACCUACAGUCAUGAGAGAAGCUCUGACUAAGCUUGAAGGCCUUCAGGUCUCCGAGAGCGCAGUACUACCACGACAGGACUACUCCAAUACAAGCUCACAGAUACAACGCACUUUCCAGAACCCUUCAUAUCUCGGCAACCCUGAAGCAGUCUCGCUUUCCGCUCUUCGGCCCAUGCCUACUCUGCUCCGCACCAAGCGCUCCAAGCGCUGUGCUGCGUGCAAGCACAUCCUCGUCAAGCCCGAGUUCAAACCGACCUCUACUCGGUUUCGCAUCAAGCUUAUUGCCCUGAACUACAUCCCAUUCGCGAUUUUGAAGCCGCUUCCAGUGUCGGGCGGACUGCGGCCCACCGGGCCCGAUGGAGGAGAUGUAGUGCUGCCACCAGGGAAGGCGACGCAGUUCAUCCUCACGUUGAAGAACCCACAGUUCGAAAACGUCAGCGUCAAUCUGGGAAGUCCGAGCGAAACUCCGGGGAAGCACGCGCAUAAGGUCACGAUCCUGUGUCCCCAGUUCGAGAUCGGAAAGAGUGGAGAUGUCUGGGAUGACGCUUUGAACAACACCCUGAAUCAGAGCAUCAUCGGGUCGAGAGGCGGUGAGCAGAUAGCAGGAAGGCUGUAUGAUCAGGGAAGGAAUUGGGCGACCGUGGUCGUGGAGAUCACACCCGCCACGAGCAUGUUGGCAAUGGACCGGGAGCUCGAGGAAGACGAGGACGUGAUUGAGGUGCCAAUCCGCGUGAGACUGGAGUGGAAGGUCAGCGAUGACGGCAACGAGCCGAAGAAGAAGAGUGAGAAGGCGUUGGAGGAGGCUGGAGACGUCGAUGACGGAAAAAGGGAGCUCAGCUACUGGAUGGUACUUGGAGUUGGAAGAGUGGCUACCGUGGCAGAGCAGUAG